ACGACGACGACGACGACGAGAAUGCUUCGCUGACGCUCUCCCCGUGCUCCUCGCCGGCUUUGAGGCUGAGCCGCCGCAGGAGCUUCUCUGAUCCGGUUCCGCCGCCGCCACCGCCGCCCGUUGGCUUCGCCGCCACGCCAACUCCACUCUCCGCAGUAAGCUGCCAUAAAGAGAUGGACUCUCAGGAGGUGUUUAGUGCUGCUAGUCUUACUGAUGAUCUAGUGGUUGAAAUUCUGUCCCGAGUGCCGUUGAAGUCUUUUUGUCGUUUCAAAUGUGUGUGCAAGGCCUGGCUUGCCUUCUCCUCUAAUACACAUUAUCAGCAGAAACUGCCAAAAUUUCCCACUGGUUUUUUUAAUGGAGGCAAAGGCGGGUCUGCUAUCCAGCUUGUUAGCCUCUCCCCAAAUGAUGAGCAAAUUGAUGGAUCUCUUACAUUCUUGCCGCACUACAAACAUUUGGAAUUUGUGGACUCUUGCAAUGGUCUAGUUCUUUGUAAGUACAGGAGCACCUAUACUUCUUCAGAUAUUUGCCGCUUCGUGGUGUGCAACCCGGCAACACGAGAGUGGAUGACACUGCCUGAUACUUACCAUGAGACGUAUCUGUAUGAAUUCCAGUAUACUACUAUCUUGGCCUUCGAUCCAUCAUGGUCACCACAGUUCUCUGUCUUGUUCUUUAAGAAGAAGUUUGGUGUUGGUGGGCGAUUUGGUAUCAGCAAACUUUUGGUGUUUUCUUCUGGCUUAUCCACAUGGCUUGUGGAUAAAGGAUGGAAUUCUACAAUAGCGUUACCGAUGGAUAAACAGUACUUUUUUAUAGGUGGAAAGUUGCAUCUGAAGACAGUUAACAAUGAUAUUCUGGUGUUAGAGGGUUUUGAUGCAAUGAGGUUUGGCAUACCACCCCAUUAUUUUAGUAUUGAGUUACCGCAUGACGUUUGGUGUUUCGAGGAUGGUUGCUUUGGCCAAUCAAGGGGGUUCUUGCAGUGCGCAUUUCCAGAGAAGGGUGAUCUUGCAAUUGCAGUUUAUAGUCUUGACACUUAUCAUCCUAAUGGGUGGUCUCUGAAACAUCGUUUUAGUAUGCAAGAUGCAUUUGGAAGGGAUGACUUUCUUCAUAGUGAUGAUGGAAGCCUGCAGUGGCCGUGCAAUUAUCAUGUAGUAUCUCUUGACCUUGAAAGAGGGGUUAUCUUCCUCGUCGAUAGUGCGACUAAAAAGCUUUUGUCGUACAACAUCAAAACUGGGAAACAUAGCGAGAUCCAUGAUGAUUAUGAUUGCCAUUAUUUUGGUGCACGCUAUGCCAACCAAUACUAUGUGGCAUCCUACUCAAAGCUUCCAGGCUGAGCAGAGCAAUGUAUGUGAUGUAGUGAGCAGCAGCAUCUCUUGUUGUCUUGUGCUGUAUUAUAUUGUGUGUACUCCAUCCUUUCUUUAUUUUUUCAUUUCAGUGCUGCAUGCCUCUGUAUCUCCUCUAUCAAGCACAAUAAACCUGUGAAUG
Brachypodium distachyon (stiff brome) is the source of this 1479-nucleotide messenger RNA. Its product is annotated as F-box protein At5g49610. The record is from RefSeq and is a predicted model, not a curated record. NCBI's taxonomy places the organism in Eukaryota, Viridiplantae, Streptophyta, Magnoliopsida, Poales, Poaceae. Gene Ontology annotation, molecular function: protein binding. The coding region runs from base 174 to 1328 and encodes 384 amino acids. The transcript has 2 exons.